Messenger RNA from Trichophyton rubrum CBS 118892, 774 nucleotides. RefSeq lists its product as uncharacterized. The coding region runs from base 1 to 774 and encodes 257 amino acids. Gene Ontology annotation, cellular component: chaperonin-containing T-complex. Gene Ontology annotation, molecular function: ATP-dependent protein folding chaperone; ATP binding. Gene Ontology annotation, biological process: protein folding. NCBI's taxonomy places the organism in Eukaryota, Fungi, Ascomycota, Eurotiomycetes, Onygenales, Arthrodermataceae. The transcript has a single exon. The record is from RefSeq and is a predicted model, not a curated record.
AUGUCCAAGUUUGAACUACGCAGAUUAUGCCGUGUCAUCGGAGCCACCCCCCUGGCCCGCCUUGGUGCCCCUAUGCCCGAUGAGAUGGGAAAUGUUGAUGUUGUUGAGACUAUGGAGAUUGGGGGUGACCGUGUAACGAUUUUCAGACAAGAAGAUGCCGGAUCUGUUAGUCGCACCUCUACUAUCAUCCUUCGAGGAGCAACACAAAACUACCUGGAAGACGUUGAGCGUGCCAUUGAUGAUGGCGUGAAUGCGGUGAAGGCUGUGGCUAAGGAUCCACGAUUGGUACCUGGAGCCGGGGCCACAGAGAUGCAGCUGAUUGAACGGCUCACGCAGUUUGCGGAUAGAACCCCUGGACUCGCCCAGCAUGCCAUUAGAAAGUAUGCUGAAGCCUUUGAGGUCAUCCCACGAACCCUCGCCGAAUCAGCCGGUCUCAAUGCCACUGAAGUUCUCUCUAGGUUGUAUACCGCUCACCAAGAGACAGCUAAGGAAUCGGAGGAGGAGGAAGAGGAGAAUGACGAGGAAGAGGAUGAGAGCUCUGAAGAAGAAGACCCCAGCUGGACCACUGGAGUUGACGUUCUUGCCUCAUCCCCAUCCGGAACCAUUGAUGCCGUGGAGGAGGAGAUUCUUGACCUUCUUGUUUCCAAGUCAUGGGCAAUCCGGCUAGGUUCUGAGUCUGCUCGAACAAUUCUCAGCGUGGACCAGAUUAUUGUCGCCAGACAGGCCGGUGGUCCCAAGCCACCGGGCCAAAACCCUAACUGGGAUGAAGAUUAA